GCAAGCAAAAGAGCUCUCAAGCAGUCAGCCUGCAGCAAGCAAGGAGCUCUGCAACGAGUCUACAUUAAAAAUUGUGUUGCAAGCAUCUCAGCAUGGAAAGCCACAGUUCAGCAGGGAGAGAUGCUGAAGAAGGUGAUUUAGGCAAUCCAGGACCUCCCAUCCAGCCACAAGAGGACCAAGGAAGUUCAAGGCCCCAAAGAGAGGUCAGGCUGACACAACAGGCCUUGGAAAGCUAUGAUGCUGAGAAGCAAGACCUUGAUGCCAGGAUACAAAGGGCAUGGGACGGGGUUGAAGCUGAUAUAUCUGAAGCUGCAAAUGCCUCAGACACAGUGGCCUCAAUUCAGCGGGCCAUCCAGCGAGUGAAGGUGAGCAGCUCAAGCUACAAGCUCCUGGCAAAUAAAUACAUCUCCCUCCUGAUGAAGAUGAAAACAGAUGAGGGCCUUGAGGGAGUGCGCACGCAAGAGAACUUCCUCGAACUGCUCGAUGAUAAUGUACAGGCAGUGAUACAAGAUGCAAUAGACCAUGUGGAGGGCUUAAGAGAGACCCGAUCUCAGCACUCUGUCUCAUCCAGGUCCACCACAAGAUCUAAAGGCUCAGCACACUCAAAGACAUCAUCUACUAGUAUGGCAGCAGCUCAGGCACGCGCAGCAGCAGAAGCAGCAAAUGCCCGUAUUGCCUACAUGGCUGGAGAGCAAGCCAUGCUAAUUGAAAAGGCCUGCAUACAAGAAGAAGCAAGCAUAGCAACUGCUGCCGCACGAGAGCAAGAGAGUAUAUUAGUGGCUACUGCCACACGGAAGAAAAUUGAGCUGGAUGCUAAGUUAAGUACCCUACAGCUCAAAAAAGAAGCAGCUGCUGCAAGGGCCCAAGCAGAGGUGCUCCAAGCAGCAGCCAAUCAGGAUAAGGAAGAGAAUUGGAGUGAGUUUGGCACUCAGAUACCUGUCAAGGACCGUGAUCAACUCACCAGAAAAAAUAUUUUCGACUGGUCUGAACAAUGCAUCAAUGCUCCUCCACCAAACGAUACUGAACAAAUGGUGGACGUUCAGGCAUCGCCAUCUCCACACCAAAUGAACAUGAAUGCUGUCUAA
Molecule: messenger RNA, 1085 nt
Organism: Petromyzon marinus (sea lamprey)
Lineage: Eukaryota; Metazoa; Chordata; Hyperoartia; Petromyzontiformes; Petromyzontidae
Source: RefSeq, a predicted model, not a curated record